This is a messenger RNA of Folsomia candida, 1909 nucleotides long. Its product is annotated as gastrula zinc finger protein XlCGF7.1-like. The transcript has 7 exons. The record is from RefSeq and is a predicted model, not a curated record. Bases 599 to 1381 code for a protein of 260 amino acids. NCBI's taxonomy places the organism in Eukaryota, Metazoa, Arthropoda, Collembola, Entomobryomorpha, Isotomidae.
UUUCUCAGCUGCAACUGAAAAAAUCAAACCAAACCUAAACCAGUUGGCCGGUUUGAAAAUAAAUCUUUAUACAAUAUUCACACUUUGAUGUACUUGUUCCGUUAGUAACUUAUUUAUAAAAAAAUUAUUUGGAAAAUAGCGCUAUGCUUAAAAUUUUCGACCUUUCAAGAACAAUCGUUACAAAGACUCCCACUUUGAUCGGGUUUGCAUUACAGGUUCAAUAUCAAGUGGAAACCUAGACUUGAAAGUUAUAAUGGGAUCAAUGAAAUGUCCACACUGUUCGAAAACUUUCAAAGUGAAAUCUGACUUGAGCCGUCAUCUAAUCACUCAUGAUUCAGGCGCCGCAGUUAAGUGUGAAGUUUGUCGAAAAACUUAUAAAAAUCGUAUCGUACUAAAGACCCAUUUAAGGAUGGAGCACGGAAAUCGUAAAAAAAUAUAUCGCUGCACUAUUUGUCAUAAAGAAUUCUCCAGUUCCACAAGUAUCAAAAGACAUAUGGAGGCCAUUCACAACACGAAGCCUCGACCACGCCUGUCAUGAGCAUUUCCUGGCUGUGAGAAAUCAUUUCUGUACAAGACUGCCGUCACGCAGCACUUUGAGAUGGAGUAUACCGAGAAUCCUCGCCGAUUUCCGUGUGCCCUUUGUGACAAAAACUUUAAAUAUCGAGGUGAUUUAAAUCAUCAUCUUAAAUGCCACACGACAGAGAGGCCUUACAAGUGCGCCCCCUGUGGGAAGAGUUUUGUGAAGAAGAGUAAGUUAAUUAGGCAUCAGGGAACCCACUUGGAACUAUCGUCUAGAAAACUGUACAAAUGUCAGCUGUGCCAGAAAGAAUUUUCCUUGGUAGAAAAUUUACGAGCCCAUACGAAAAAUAUUCACAACACGAUGGAACGACCCCGAUUUCCAUGCACUUCAGACCACUGCGGCAGAAUAUUUUUGACCAAGGGUAGUCUUGUGAAGCACUUUAAAGUGGAUCAUUCCGAGAAUCCGGUCCGGUUUCCGUGCACCUUUUGCGAAAAAGAAUUUAAAUCAUGGCCAGAAUUGGACGUCCAUAUUCUUACCCACACUAAAGAGAAGCCCCACAAGUGUGCCACGUGUGAGAAGAGUUUCGCCCAGAAGACAAAGUUGCAUAGGCAUCAGGAAACCCAUCGAGAGAUAUCGUCUAGAAAAUUCUUCCUCUGUGAAUCCUGCCCACGCGAAUUUCUAAGCAAGCGUGGGAGAAGGUUGCACUUGGAACGUGAUCAUGGGAUUAAACCUACCAACCCCGCCAAAAUGGUUAGUAAGGAGCUCCGUCAUUUAUCCAACCGAUGCGCGUAUAAAAGUAAAAACAAGGCCGACUUGACGAAGCACUUCAACCGGGUGCACGGCGGAGUAAGGAAGGAGUAAGGAAAAAAGAAUGCUAUUUCUAUGGAAAAAAGUUCUUCGCUUUUUGUGACCUGGCCCUGCAUUGUAGAAGAGUACACACUAUGGAAAAAUAAUUUAAAAUGUGUUACUUAUGGCUGAAUUUCUAAAAGAAGAAACUAAUUUUUGAAAACUUGUCAAACAUCAGUGACCUCGAUAGGGGAUGAUGUGACCUAAAAUUCACGAUUAAUGGAGCCUUACCUGCAAGGUUAGAAUUUGAUCGCAAUUUUAUGGUCACCUGAACCCGAACGAGGUCAGUGAGGAGGAAUGAUGGUUGACAAGUUUUCAAAAAUUAUAGUUUCUUCUUUUAAAAUGCAACAAUAAUUGUGUGGAGUCAGAUUAGUAGAUUUUGCUCAAGUUACGCGAUUUGUUACUUAUUAUUAUUCAUUUGUGAGACUUCGGACCAACUUCACUAAUUAGCUAGGACACUGUUGUACAAAAUACUGGCAACCAUUAUGCUAAUUGUCAUGCACCGACUAAAUAAAGGCGAAAUACAGCAAAAGUUCAUGCAUA